Molecule: messenger RNA, 1497 nt
Organism: Penaeus indicus
Lineage: Eukaryota; Metazoa; Arthropoda; Malacostraca; Decapoda; Penaeidae
Exons: 7
Source: RefSeq, a predicted model, not a curated record
AUGACUUUCCAGGGUACACAAUUACCGCUGACGGGCAUCACCCCGGGGGACUCAGGAGAAGGUCAGCCGCAGGGUGCUUCUAUUCUGGCCCACCUACAGGGCCUUCUCACCCGGGUUGGCGCAGCAGAGACAUCACUGGGGGAAAAAAGAGGCGCAGAAAAGAGGAAUUUAGAGAACAUUUCGCAAGGAUGCUUAGCACCUCUGGUCGACGCUCCGCAACCUACCCACAGUCAAGGGCGAGCUCACAUAGCCGUCGACGCCUCAGACACCCGCAUGGGAGCCGUCCUGCAACAAAUCCAGACUCUCAGACCACUGCAAGCCCAUUACAGCGCCUUCGGCAAGGAACUCCUUGCCGGUCUACAGCGCCAGUCAAGGCACUUCAGGACAUAUGUAGAGGGGAAAAGAAUUCACAUCCUGACGGAUUCACAAGCCCCUCACCUUCGCUCCUGCCACAAACAGGAGCGCCGCAGUCCCACGCGAAGAGAGGCACCUGGAUUUCUGGCCCAGUACCCAAGGACAUACGGCACAUCCAAGGCAUCAACAACAACAGCCGCAGAUGCCCUGUCCAGAGUAUCCAUAGCAAUUGUGGAACAGCAACAAGACCCUUUCUCUUCCAGACUUGUCAAUGGAGAUAACCGCUCUCAGCUGGUAGCAGGGUGCAACUUCAGGACUCGCAGGGACACAAUCAUCUGCGAAAGCUCGAUGGGCCCACCCAGUCCUUACAUCACCUUCACUCCGUCGGCAGUUCCUCGAGGCUUACCAGCACAUCGAGACAUUCGCGCAAACCCAGGAUCUCCUCCCAGCAAAGUUGUGUGGCCGGGCAUCAAUAGGAGAUGCAGGGAGUGGAGCAGCCGCACCGGCUCGCGUGCCAGCGCACCAGUAAUUCAGGGUUACAGCGACGUUCCUGACGAUGGGAUCGACCGACUUCACCAGGUGGCCCGAGACAGCCACCCCUUAUCCAGGACCAAUCACCCGCCGCGACCAUUGCCAAGACCUUCAUCAACACGCGGAUAUCGCGCUACGGAGGCUCCUGCGACGGUCACGACGAUCGCUCGGUCUCAUUUCGCGUCCGAGCUCUGGAGGGCACAACUGAUGUUCUUCUCGGCUCGAAGCGCAUCCGACCACGGCAUACCACCCAGUGACAAACGCAUGGUAGAGCGCCUACACCGCCACCCUGAAGGAGACCUCACAGCUGAUCCUCCACGCACCGACCCGCCAAGCCCCACGUGCCCGCCCUACGAGGGUUCCUUUCCCUGUCAUCAAGCGGAGACGCAAGGACAAUCACCAUUCGGCGUCCACGAGGGUGAGGACACCGUAUGCAUCGACCGCGUUAUGAACCUGCAUCACCUGCAAGGAGCAUGUGCACAAAUUUCGAAGCCGAACACGUUGCCUAAUACUUUGGUUAAGCAUAAUGCAGCUAGUGGUGCUCUUGAGACUUCUCCUGAUAUUUACACUAUAGCCUGUAAAGAUUUCCCAAGUUUUACGCAGGCGAGACCG